This is a messenger RNA of Diospyros lotus (date-plum), 2580 nucleotides long. Its product is annotated as beta-galactosidase 3-like. Gene Ontology annotation, biological process: carbohydrate metabolic process. Lineage: Eukaryota; Viridiplantae; Streptophyta; Magnoliopsida; Ericales; Ebenaceae. The record is from RefSeq and is a predicted model, not a curated record. The transcript has 18 exons. The coding region runs from base 130 to 2346 and encodes 738 amino acids. Gene Ontology annotation, molecular function: beta-galactosidase activity. Gene Ontology annotation, cellular component: vacuole; cell wall.
CUUAUCACAUUUUUCUAUUCCACUUCAACUCGCAGCAGCGGCAGUAGAGCAGUAUCAGAACAUCAUCAUCUUCUCGCUACGCUUUGCUUUUCUCUCCCAGAAGAGGGGAAACCAAAAAAAAAAAAAAGCAUGGAAGCGCACUUAGCUUCCAAAUGGUGUUUGCUGUGCAUGGUGUUGUUGAUUUGUGGAGCUCAGUUGGCCCAAUGCAGUGUGGCUUAUGACAGGAAGGCCAUUAUCAUCAAUGGCCAGAAGAGAAUUCUCUUCUCCGGCUCCAUUCAUUACCCGAGAAGCACCCCUCAGAUGUGGGAGGGGCUUAUACAGAAGGCCAAAGAUGGAGGUUUGGAUGUUAUAGACACAUAUGUGUUUUGGAACCUUCACGAGCCUUCUCCUGGCAAUUAUAACUUUGAGGGAAGAUAUGAUUUGGUUCGGUUCAUAAAGACGAUCCAGAAAGCGGGGCUGUACGUGCAUCUUCGCAUUGGGCCUUACAUUUGUGCAGAAUGGAAUUUUGGGGGUUUUCCUGUUUGGUUGAAGUAUGUUCCAGGCAUCAGCUUCAGAACAGAUAAUGAACCUUUCAAAAUGGCAAUGCAAAGGUUCACCCAAAAAAUUGUACAAAUGAUGAAGGAUGAGAAGUUAUUUCAAGCCGAAGGCGGGCCUAUCAUCCUUUCCCAGAUUGAGAAUGAGUAUGGAUCUGUGACCAAGGCAUUUGGUAGUGCUGGCCAUGCAUACAUGACCUGGGCAGCGAAAAUGGCUGUUGAAUUUGGUACAGGGGUCCCAUGGGUUAUGUGCAAGCAAGAUGAUGCUCCCGAUCCAAUAAUAAACACGUGCAAUGGUUUUUAUUGCGAUUACUUCUCCCCAAACAAACCUUACAAACCCACAAUGUGGACUGAGGCUUGGAGUGGCUGGUUUACAGAAUUUGGUGGCACCAUUCACCAGCGACCAGUUGAAGACUUAGCUUUUGCAGUUGCCCGCUUCAUUCAAAAGGGAGGCUCAUUUGUGAAUUAUUACAUGUAUCAAGGAGGGACCAAUUUUGGAAGAACAGCAGGAGGCCCUUUCAUCACUACCAGCUAUGACUAUGAUGCUCCCAUUGAUGAAUAUGGUUUGAUUAGGCAACCUAAGUACGGUCAUCUGAAGGAGCUACAUAGAGCUGUUAAGCUAUGUGAGCAAGCUUUAGUUUCUGCUGAUCCUACCAUUACUUCAUUGGGAAAUUAUGAAAAGGCACAUGUAUUCUCUUCUAAGUCAGGAUGUGCAGCUUUUCUUUCGAACUACCAUACAGAGUCAUCUUCGAGGGUGACAUUUAAUAACAGGCAUUAUGACCUCCCACCUUGGUCCAUCAGCAUUCUUCCUGAUUGCAGAAAUGUCGUCUACAACACUGCAAAGGUUGGAUAUCAAACAUCUGAUGUGAAAAUGUUGCCAACUAAUGCUGAGCUUGUUUCAUGGGCAACAUUUGGUGAAGACAUAUCCUCGGCUGAGGAUGACUCAAAGAUCACAGUUUCUGGUCUCCUGGAGCAAUUAAAUGUUACUAGAGAUACCAGCGACUACCUCUGGUACAUGACAAGUGUUAAAAUAAACCCGUCUGAACUGCGUAGAGGCCAACGUCCCACUCUCACUGUGCAGUCAGCAGGUGAUGCCUUGCAUGUAUUCAUAAAUGGACGCCUAUCAGGCUCUGCCUUUGGAACUCGGAAGGACAGAAAGUUUACUUUCACAGGAAAUGUCGACCUGCACGCUGGAAUGAACAGGAUUUCUCUACUCAGUGUAGCUGUUGGAUUGCCGAACAAUGGAUUUCGCUUUGAAACACGGAAGACCGGAGUCCUGGGACCAGUUCUUCUGAAUGGUCUAGACAGCGGGAGGAAGGACUUAUCCUGGAAGAACUGGUCAUACAAGGUUGGGCUCAAAGGAGAGGCAAUGAAUCUAGCGUCGCCAAAUGGAAUUUCAGCUUCUGAUUGGGUGAAAGAGUCCACGGUUGCACAAAAGAACCAGUCUCUUACAUGGUACAAGGCUUAUUUCAAUGCACCGGGUGGAGAUGACCCAUUGGCCCUGGACAUGGCUAGCAUGGGAAAGGGUCAGGUUUGGAUCAACGGCCAUAGCAUUGGAAGAUAUUGGACUGUCUAUGCUAAUGGUGAUUGCACCAAGUGUAGUUAUUCAGGGACAUUUCGACCUAAAAAGUGCCAAGUCGGUUGUGGUCAGCCAACUCAAAGAUGGUACCACAUUCCUCGCUCGUGGUUGAAGCCGACCCAAAAUCAACUGAUUGUAUUUGAAGAACUUGGUGGAGAUGCAUCCAGGAUUACUGUUGUGAAGAGAUUAGCAGUAACCAAUGUAAAAAGACGAAAAGAUGCCACAAAAUAUUGAGCAGGUCUGAAUCUUGGGCUUUGUAUGUUCACCACUUGGGGCAUUAGGCUGCAGCUUUGGGAGGAAUUUAGGUCCUAUUCCUAUGCUUUUUUUUUUGGGUCUAUUCCUGUGCUUUUUUUUCACUAAGCCAAAGUUCAAGAUGAAUAAGCACUUUGAUGAUAUGUUUUAGUUUUAGUAAAUAUGGGAAAUCAAAAUCAAAUUCCGUGCAAUUUUCAUUCAAACUUUCACAGGGAA